AUGUCGCUAGCUCUUAGGUUUGGUGCAGUGGCUUCGCUACAGGAGUCUCUUUUGGGUGCAUUACCACGUCUUCCUCAAAUCUCAAUCCGUCUUGGUCUUUCAUCACUGCCACUGGGCCAAUGCAAACAUGAGCUCGAACACGAACACGAACACGAACACCAGCAGCAUAUGGAUCCCCGUUUAGCCGAACUCCAAGAGCAAUUGGAAAACUCGGACUCACAGAGUAUGCCAUUUAUGAUUGAUAACGGUACAAUUUUGAAAGCCGCUCCUAAGAAGAGAACCUCAUAUAGAAGAAAGAGAAUGAAGCUCUACAUGCCAGGGAACAAGCAAGUGCAACCUUUAUUCAACAUUGUGCGCUGUCCUGCUUGUGGUGCUGCAAAGAGAUCACAUUUUAUGUGUAUGAAUUGUUUCGCUGAGAUCAAAACUUUUUUGAAAAAAUUGAAACGCGAGGAUGGCUUGAUCAAAGACCGGGAGUUGAAUCCACAAAAGGAUAUUAGUCCCGUGGAUGAAAGAGUUAUUUACCCUGGAAAAGUAGAGAGUGCACACGCGAGAGAAUUGAAGAAGGGUGAAUGGAUUCCAAAGAGAGAAGAGGCUGUGCUUUAUAGCAGAGAGCAUAUGAUGAAACGAAAGAAUAAGAACCGAAACUAA
Lodderomyces elongisporus is the source of this 648-nucleotide messenger RNA. Its product is annotated as mitochondrial 54S ribosomal protein bL32m. Lineage: Eukaryota; Fungi; Ascomycota; Pichiomycetes; Serinales; Debaryomycetaceae. The transcript has a single exon. Gene Ontology annotation, molecular function: structural constituent of ribosome. The record is from RefSeq and is a predicted model, not a curated record. Gene Ontology annotation, cellular component: mitochondrial large ribosomal subunit. Gene Ontology annotation, biological process: translation. Bases 1 to 648 code for a protein of 215 amino acids.